Molecule: messenger RNA, 2712 nt
Organism: Chiloscyllium plagiosum (whitespotted bambooshark)
Lineage: Eukaryota; Metazoa; Chordata; Chondrichthyes; Orectolobiformes; Hemiscylliidae
Gene: amn
Product: amnion associated transmembrane protein
Biological process (GO): intracellular protein localization; receptor-mediated endocytosis
Cellular component (GO): apical plasma membrane; endocytic vesicle
Source: RefSeq, a predicted model, not a curated record
UUUUCCUAUACUCAUCCAUAGAAUGCUGGCAAGGUUAUGGUCCAUGUUAAAGGUUUUGGAACUGCAGUAUAAUAUCGUUCAAAGUUUACGAUACAGUACAAACAAAGAUUGCGUAACCACUGAGAAAAUGGUUCCUCCUGGAUUAAGCAACAUGAAAGCAGUAUACUUCAUCUCCUUUGGCUUUCUUUUCCAUCUUUCAGGAGCCUUGUACAAACAAUGGGUUCCUGACACCAACUUUAACAAUAUUACAAACUGGGACAAGGGGAGAAUUCCUUGUAAGAAUGACAGAGUCUUAUUUCCUCAAGAUAAGAGUUUAAGCAUUUUCGUGCAAUCACCACUUGAAUUGAUGGAAAUGUACUUACCUCUUGAUGGAGAGUUCAUCCUCGGUCAUGAAGCUGGAUUGGCUGCCAGUGAUGGUCAGAGUGUACUGGGAUGUGAAAGAGGUGAGGAUAUCACUUUCAAAGACCCUAACCAGUAUAAAUGGUAUAAUCCCAAGUAUUGGCAGGUUUUAUCAAUGAGUGACCUGGAAAAUAAGAAUUACCUGUUCACCUUGGAUGAAGAAAGUGUUCCCUGCCAACAUGAUGAUGUCAUUUUUCGACCUGAAACAUCUUUCCAUGUGGACCUGGACAGUGAUAUACAAAAUGUCAAUGUUAAAACCAUUUCUUUAAUGAAUAGGACGUUUACAAGCAAUGAAGUAUUUGCUGAGUACAUGUGGUCAAAUACUGGAAAAUUACAGUUCCAAGGAAAUGGCUCGAUCACUGUGACCAAUGCCAAGUGUAAGGAUAAAUCUGGCUGUGAUUGUGGUAACUUUGGUAACCUCAGAAGAAUUUGCUCUAAUUUGCGAAAAGAAGCAGGAAGCCAAUGUUCAGAGCUUAUUUGCACAAAUCCCUUGAAGCCUCAAGGUCAUUGCUGUAACAUAUGUGGUGCCAUUAUUUAUCUAGAAUAUGGUCCAGAAUUUGAUCGAGAAUCAUACCGGGCCCAUCUUAUUGACUCGUUCCUUGGCAUGGACAAAUACCAAGGUGUGCAGAUAUCUGUGACAAAGGUUUACAAGAAGCAGCUUUCAAAGAAAACCCUCCUGGUCGAUGCUGCUCCACAUAUUCAAAUUGUAUUAAUUGAUAAUGAGACUGAGUUGGCAACAGGAACACUUGCAGCUGCACUAGCACUUGAUAUUAUGGAGGAUAUCAUUUCCCGAGGGGCCAUAUUGGGAAUCACAAAUGCUAAACUUCAGGAAAGCACCAACAGUGAACAACAGGAGGAGAGAAAUAUGAAUGAUGGAGAGAUCAUGGGGAUGGUGGUCGGUGUUUCCAUUACUGUCCUGUUAUUUGGAAGCUUGUUAUACCUCAUCAUUUUGGAAAGAAUAAGAAUCAUGGUUCCAUUAUGCCUCAUCUGUUUAAAUAAAUAUUUUAAGUUUGACAAUGAAGAAACUAUUGAAAACGGCUUCAGCAAUUUGAUGUUUGGUUCACCAACCAACCUGCCGCAAGAUUUUAAUGGUGCCUGUUCUGGAGGACAAGUAAUAAAUUUUGUCGCAAGUCAAAAUUUCACUAACCCAGCCUUUGAGCAACACUUUGGUGAACAAGAUUGUUAAAACUUAUCGGUACAUAUGUCUGUUUGUAAUAUUCGAAAAUCCAAGGAAAUUUGCAAGUAGUCAUUUUUCAUCUUCACCAACCACUCAUAUGAGGGAAAUGUAUGGGUUAACCACAAACAUAGAAAAUUUUAUUAACUUCAUUUUCAAUCUUUGCUCAGUUAAAGUUUUCUUGGCAAUGUGCAUGGUUAGGGUAUUCAAUGAUAUCUAAAAGUAUGUAUUUUUCCAAAAUAUUUUUAAAAAGCCUUAACAUUUUGCUCUUCAAUCCACUGACAUCAGUUCAGUUAAGCAUUACCUGUUAGAAACUCUAUCUUGCCAUUGCCAAGAAAAUCUCAUGAACAUACAAUAUGCUGUCUCCCUUCUGUCUGAUGCUAAAUAUUGGCUUCCAGUCUUACUAAUUCACUUAAUUGAAUUUUAGACUGAACUAAGAAAAAUAAUUAACAAAAGAAAACAUUAACAGAUUGAUAGCAACAAUGGUUAAAAAAAAAACGGAAUGACAUGCUAAUUUGGAAAGGCAAAAGGAAGAGCAGCAAAGGAUAUUUUUUGAUGGAUAACUAAACUGACAGAAACUGGGUUAACUUUUCAUUUAUCUUGCAAUCACUAUAAUGAAUCCUUUUAGUCUUGCAGCUGGAUUAUGAGGAUUAGAUGUCAGUUAACUGACUUUAAUUCUUCUGAUGGUCAGGCUCAGUCCAUAUUCAGCUUCUGUUAUGAUUAAAUUGUCAGACUAACAGAGACAAAUGUCUCUUUUCCACAGAGAAGGCCACCAGACAUUUAUUACAAUCUCAUUUCUGUUAUUUUGAUUCAGGGUAACGUGGCGGGUAAGCAAUGAAGCUUUUCCUUUGGAACAUGAACAGACAUUUUAGCAUUGCUUUAAUUAUGUUUGAUUAUUUGAUGUAAAUUUUAUCAAAUGUAGAUGGCUACCUACACUGAGAUGUGCAAAUAAGUAUCUGUUUAUGGUGCCCUGUCUUCAGAAAUAAACCAGUGAUUACAGAGACAGAUAUAUAGAUGGAUAAUAAUUUUAUGACUUCCAUUUUAAUGUCAGUCCCUUUUGUCUUCGUGUGUAUUAAAUGCAUUUUAUUUUGAACUAAUGUUUUUAAGCAAUGGUUAAAAUAAAAUUAUGAUUGAUGCUU